Messenger RNA from Amoebophrya sp. A120, 320 nucleotides. The record is from the annotation of a GenBank genome assembly. Lineage: Eukaryota; Dinophyceae; Syndiniales; Amoebophryaceae.
GUCGUUCUUCAGCGAGACCAAAUCCAGCGAAUCGCGCAUGAACUCGCCCCACGUGGAACCUGCUGGCACUGCCGUGGCCGGGACGACGAUGGUGCAAGAAGAACCUCCGAUAGUAAGCCUGAUCACUUCAACGUACCAAUCCGGAACAGAAGGGGAUAGCGCGGCGCAUAUGAAGCAAUAUGACACUACUUCUCCGCACCAGCACGCCGGAUCAGCGCAGCAACUACAGGGUCAACAACGUCCAACAUCAUCUGCAGCAAACUCACCCGUACCCCUGUACGCCACGAGCUACAACGACAACAUCUUUAUUUCUACGCCGA